AUGACUGGGAUCAGGGAUAUUAUAUUUGUUACUGGUAACUUGAACAAGUUGAAAGAAGUUCAGAUGAUUCUGGCCAAGAAUGAAUCCGACGAUGACAUCAAUUUAAUCAAUAAAGAGUUAGAUCUAGAAGAAAUACAGGAGUUAGAUUUGAAGGAAAUAGCACUGGCAAAGUGUAAGCAAGCUGUCUCGAUGCUGGGGCCAGGUCAUGCAGUGUUUGUGGAGGACACUGCAUUGACUUUCGACGAGCUCAAUGGUCUACCGGGAGCCUUUAUUAAAUGGUUUGUGAAAAGUCUUGGAUUGAACAAGAUAGUCAAGUUAUUGGACCCAUUCGAAAACAAGGGUGCCACAGCUAUCACUACCAUCGCAUAUGCUGACGAAAAUGGUGAGUACCACGUCUUCCAGGGCUUCACAAAGGGCAGGAUUGUCGAGAGUCGUGGUCCAACCAACUUCGGCUGGGAUUCCAUCUUCGAGCCCUUCGAAAGCAACGGUAAGACCUACGCUGAAAUGGAAAAGCUCGAGAAGAACAGCAUCUCGCACAGAGGAAGAGCGUUCGAUGAGUUCAAGCAAUUCCUAUUCAAAUAG
Messenger RNA from Kazachstania africana CBS 2517, 582 nucleotides. RefSeq names its product nucleoside triphosphate pyrophosphohydrolase HAM1 (gene HAM1). Lineage: Eukaryota; Fungi; Ascomycota; Saccharomycetes; Saccharomycetales; Saccharomycetaceae. Gene Ontology annotation, biological process: nucleoside triphosphate catabolic process. The record is from RefSeq and is a predicted model, not a curated record. The coding region runs from base 1 to 582 and encodes 193 amino acids. The transcript has a single exon. Gene Ontology annotation, cellular component: cytoplasm. Gene Ontology annotation, molecular function: nucleoside triphosphate diphosphatase activity.